AUGUCUUUCUUGAGACGCCGCUUCGGCGGUGGCGGCGGCGGCGGCGAUGACAGCGAGAUCUCGACGCCCGAACUGUCCCGCGAACCUUCGCCCGGACCAGAUGGGAAGUUCAAACGGCCUGCGAACUUGCGCCUGAUUACCGCGGAGCAGCUGCAAACGCUCAAGAAGAGGGGGCAGCAUAAGAAACGGAGGAAUUUCUGGGUGUUUGGUCUGGGAGGCAUAUUUGGGUUGUUGCUGGCGGGUUUCUUUGCGAGCAGUAAUGACAUGAUUGAUUUGAGUAGUCUGGAGGGCGUCAACUUGGAGAGCAUCAUGGAGGCGCUGCCAGACAACUUUGUGAAGAGCGCGCAGCAGAUGCAGAAAUCAGAAAAAGACGCCGUAAACUACGAUUCCUUCGCCGUCGGUCUCCACGCGCAGAAACAAGGCAUCAAAGCCAAACACCCCGUUAUCAUGAUCCCCGGUGUCAUCUCGACGGGUCUUGAAUCCUGGGGCACGGAAGAAGGGUCGAGACAAUACUUUCGCAAGAGAUUAUGGGGGUCAUGGACGAUGAUGCGCGCGCUCGUCCUCGAUAAGGCGCAAUGGAAACGACACAUUAUGCUCGACAAAGACAGUGGUCUCGAUCCACCGGGCGUGAAGCUACGAGCAGCUCAAGGUUUCGACGCAGCCGACUUCUUCAUAACGGGAUACUGGAUAUGGAAUAAGAUUCUGGAGAAUCUCGCUACCAUCGGGUAUGAUCCAGGUAAUGCCUUCACGGCAGCCUACGACUGGCGCAUGUCGUACAUGAACUACGAGAUACGCGACCAGUACUUCACGCGUCUAAAGUCGCACAUCGAAGUUGCCGUGCGCGUGUCGGACAGGAAAGUCGUUCUUCUCUCGCAUUCCAUGGGCUCACAGGUACUCUACUACUUCCUGCACUGGGUUGAAGCAGAAGGUUACGGCAACGGCGGACCAAACUGGGUCGACGAAUAUAUCGACAGCUGGAUCAAUAUCUCCGGCUGCAUGCUCGGCGCCCUAAAAGACAUGCCCGCCGUCCUGUCCGGCGAAAUGAAAGACACAGCCCAACUCAACGCCUUCGCCGUGUACGGCCUCGAGCGCUUCCUCUCCCGCUACGAACGCGCAGAGAUCUUCCGCGCAAUGCCCGGUCUCUCCUCCAUGCUCCCCCUCGGCGGCAACGCCGUCUGGGGCGACGAAACCGGCGCCCCCGACGACCUCCCCGGCCAAAACGUAACCUUUGGCCCUUUCAUCCGGUUUCGAAAUGCAAACAGCACGAUGACGCAGAAGAACAUCACUGUGGAUGACAGCCUCCCAUUCCUGUUCCGCAACACAGAACCCUGGUUCAAGAAAAUGAUUCAAACCUCCUACUCCCACGGCGUAGCUCACACCACCAAACACGUCGAGGACAACCAGUUCCUGCCCGCUAAAUGGGUCAACCCCCUCGAGACGCGGUUGCCGCUCGCUCCCAACCUGAAGAUCUACUGUUUCUACGGUGUAGGCAAGGAUACCGAACGUGCGUAUUAUUACCGCAGCGACGAUGAUCCGUUGAGCGGGUUGAAUGUUACGCUCGAUACCAUGUUUACCCAGCAGGAGGGCAAUGUGGAUCAUGGGGUCGUCAUGGGUGAGGGGGAUGGCACAGUGAAUUUGCUAAGUAGCGGGUAUAUGUGUACGAAAGGAUGGAAGAUGAAGAGGUAUAAUCCCGCCGGUGUGAAAGUGACGACGUUUGAGAUGAAACAUGAACCUGAUCGGUUUAGUCCUAGGGGGGGUCCUAAUACUGCGGAUCAUGUAGACAUCCUCGGCAGAAUGUCACUCAACGAUCUCAUUCUGCAGGUGGCGGGUGGACGGGGCGAGUUGAUUAACGAUACCAUUCAUUCCAAUAUCAGGGAGUAUGCGGAGAAGGUCAAGAUUUACGAGGAGGAAGAUUGA
Molecule: messenger RNA, 1917 nt
Organism: Alternaria conjuncta
Lineage: Eukaryota; Fungi; Ascomycota; Dothideomycetes; Pleosporales; Pleosporaceae
Exons: 3
Coding region: 1-1917 (638 amino acids)
Biological process (GO): lipid storage; triglyceride biosynthetic process
Cellular component (GO): cytoplasm; perinuclear endoplasmic reticulum
Molecular function (GO): phospholipid:diacylglycerol acyltransferase activity
Source: RefSeq, a predicted model, not a curated record